Molecule: messenger RNA, 2091 nt
Organism: Impatiens glandulifera
Lineage: Eukaryota; Viridiplantae; Streptophyta; Magnoliopsida; Ericales; Balsaminaceae
Product: inactive poly [ADP-ribose] polymerase RCD1-like
Exons: 7
Coding region: 296-1930 (544 amino acids)
Molecular function (GO): NAD+ poly-ADP-ribosyltransferase activity
Source: RefSeq, a predicted model, not a curated record
CGGUCCCAUUGGCAUAGAACGACGGUCUCGAAUUCUCAUCCGGUCCAGGGCUAACAUUAGGGUUUUCGAACGUACGCAGUUGGAAGAAGAAGAAGAAGAAGGAGAAGAGAAAUUGUCUUUAAUCAGUUCCCUCGCUUUCCUGGUUAUUUAUCGACAGCGCGUUUCCAGGUCUGCCACUUAUCAUCAAUGUCACAAGUCAUGAUGAGUCAUUGACAGGAUUAAAUCAAGUGUUAGUGUUGUUUUCGUGAACUCUUGGUUGUAUAUCUGUGGAUAGGGAUUGAUCCAGUUGGUAGAAAUGGAAACGCAAUCCGGAAAGGUAUUGGAUAGUUGCAGUAAGAUUUUGAUUGACUUGAAAAGGAAGCAGACUGCACUGCAUGAAGCAUGUCUCUCUGGGAUUAAUCCAUUGGAUAAUUCCAAGAAGCUUAGCAGCAAAAGGAGGAAGUUAAAUGCAUCAGUCAACAAGUGUGUCAAGAAAUCUUUGGUUCACAGUUAUUCAAACUUUAUGAGAAGUGAGGUCCCACAGCGACUGAUGUAUCAUCAGGAUGGUGAAUGGUGUGAUUUUUCUCAGGGUUUUAUUGAUCUAAUUAAGAAUGAUUUUCAAUUGAAAAGGGCAGCUACUCAGUUAGAGUUUAAUGGUCAUCAGUUUUUCCUAGAUUUUAUACAUAUGUUGCAAUUGGAUAUGGAAACAGGUUUGCAGAAGCCGAUUGCGUGGAUCGAUAAAGCAGGUCAAUGUUUCUUCCCCGUGACUAAUCUGGAUGAGGAGGAUCACCUUUUGGAGUCUCCCGACUGCCAUGAUAUUAGGUUGCAGCUAGAGAUUGAUAUAAAUGGAUUGGAUGGCACUAAGGUGCAGGAAUGUACUGGGGAUUCAAAUCCAAUACUUGAUCCUCAUCGAGUUAAAGGACAACCCACCAUCAAGAACUGUGAUGUAGAGGUUGAGGUUAGCUACAACAACGCUCCAGAGCUUGCUGGAGGAAACCGAAAUCAUCUGAGGGUGAAAAACUUGGCUGACAGUAUUGAUUCCAGAAACACAGAUCCGGACACAGAUACUGUGAGAAAAAUGUUCUCUACGGGCAUGGGUUCCUCCAUUGCUGCAGAGAUUGUGAAGAUUUAUCGUGGUUGUAGUGCUUCAAUGGAAGCUCGUCUAGAACUGUUCCACAAGCAAGUAGAAAUCACCAAAAAACAUCGUGGUGAUGCAAAUGUACGUUAUGCUUGGCUUCCUUCUACUAAAGAAAUGAUUUCUGGUACGUUGAUGUAUGGAAUCGGCGAUAGUGGAAUGCUCAAAAUCAAGUCCACGUAUGGUGAUGGUGUUCAUUUAAUGCCUUCAAGUUGCACUAUUACUAGUGCAAAAAAUAGUGAUGUUGACGAAAAAGGGGUGCGGCACAUGGUAUUCUGCCGUGUUAUAAUGGGAAAUAUGGAGCUUCUUCAUGGAGGAUCAGAACAGUUCCAUCCUAGUUGUGAGAAGUAUGAUAGUGGGGUUGAUGAUCUUCAAAGUCCCAAACUCUAUAUGAUAUGGAACAUGAAUAAGAACACUCACAUUUUCCCAGAAUAUGUGGUUAGUUUCAAAGUGUCAUCUGAUCUAGAAGUGGGCAACGAGGGCUUGCUGGAAAGUUCAGGGAUCACUACUUAUUCUCAAAUUCCUCAAAUGGGUUUACUUGGGGCUGCUGUAGGAGGUGGUGGUGGUGGAGGAGGACGUCGUCCCUUCAAUGCUGCUAGGGUUCCUCAAUCUCCUUGGAUGCAUUUUACAGUAUUAUUUGAUGCAAUCACAGAUAAAGUUCCUCCUAUGGCUAUGGAAUCAGUUAGAAGUAAUUAUGAGUUGCUCCUGACGAAGAAGAUUAGCCGCGAUGAGUUUGUGAAAAAGCUGAGGCGGAUUGUUGGGGAUUCCUUAUUGAGGUUUGCAAUAACAAGUCUUCAACCACGCCAGGUUGUUUGAAAAUGAAAGGGAGAAUGAUGAAUUAUUAUGGUCUGUUUGUGUGGUUUCCCAUACAUAUAUAUAUGUUUAAUUAAGAAGCAUCUUAUGAAUAUGUAAUCUUGGCACUACUGAAGGACAAGAAGUUUAUUAUCCUCUAAUAGUAAUAAUGUUGCUGUGAAAAU